AUGCACAACAAGGCCCCCCACCCCAUCCUGUACCGUACUCCCAAUUCGCCGGCCAACAGAUCUGCAGCCAUGGAGAAGCAGAAGCUGCGCCGUCUCGUGCGAGGACCACGUAGGGCCGCCGGCGAGCUGACCGCCCUCAUAGUGGGCAGGCUGGACACCCGCACCGCGCUCUCCACCGCCGUCCUCGCUAGGCGCUGGGCGCGUGUUCCUCGUGACCUGCCCGCUCUCGACUUCAGGGUCAGCGACAUACUCCCGCCAGAGUACGAUCAGGCCGUCGCUCUCCGCGAGGACAACCUGCCGCCUGACCCGGCCAUGGCCGGGAUGCUCGACGGUUUCCUGGCGCGCUGCGAGAUGGGCAGCACGAGGGCGUUGGCCGACGGAGUCACCAGCUUCUUGGCAGCCGACUGUGACGGCGACGCACGUCGCCGCGUCAAGACCCUCCGGCUCGAGUUCUUCCCCACGGAUCACGGCGGCAUCAUCGAGCAUCUGAUCGCCGCCGCUGUCGGCUCGUGGGGCGUGGAAGAUCUGGAGAUGGUCGUCAGACCAGCGUCCGGCCAUCAUGAUGGGCCCGCCUACCCCUUCCCCGACGACUGCCUCGGCGACGGCGGCAGGUCGCGCCUGCGCAGCCUGGCGCUGGGCAACACCACGCUCCCGCCGCUGCACAGCUACGAGGCGCUCACCACGCUCGUCUUGCAAGGCGUGGCCGCGUCCACGCCCGUCGCCGUCUACGAGAGGCUGUUCAGCGACCUCACACGGCUUCAGGUGCUGCAUCUCAUAUCAUGCAGCUGCACGGCGGACCUCGACCAUCUGGUGGUCGACGCACCGGGUUCAGCCAUGAGGGAGCUCGUCGUGGAAGAAUGCGCGUUCUCAAGGAUCACGGUGCGCGCCCUCCCAAUGCUCGCCCGCCUGGCGUGCAUAGGCACGACCGUGGUGCUCAGGCUCGACUCCGUUCCGAACCUCACGCAGGUGAACCUCACAUUCUGGGGGAGCAAGAAGCCCUCGAACUUCCUCGGGAAGGCCCCAGCAGGGACGACGAGCCUCGUCCUCCGGUUCACCAGGCCAAGUAGAUGGGUGGUGCCGAUGCACCUGGCCACGCCGUUCCUCGGCCUGAAGAGGCUCCUCGUCGCCGACCUGCCUUCCAACUGGGACGUCUCGUGGCCGCGCAUGCUCGUGCUUGCCGCGCGGUCGCUCGAGGUCCUGCACAGCCAUGUGGCUCACUCCGACGAGAAGCAGGGAGAGGAGAUAGCGUGGUGGCUCUGGCCGAGACCGAAGCGGAAGCUGCGGCAUCGGAACAUGAAGGAGGUGGUCAUGAUUGGAUUCACGCAGACAUCACGCCAGAUAAAGUUCCUGAGGGAUCUUGUGAGGAUGUGCAGAUCUUUACAACGCGUUGUUCUGCUCAGGGAUGGCCAAGUGCAGUACAAUGGACUCUGGGAUUGGAAGAUGGUCGGCCAGCCAGAAUGUCCAUGGAGCACUCAUGAUAAAAUGGCUGUAACGAAAAUGAUCGAGCCUGCGUCCAGGCCUCUGGUCGAUGUAAUCUUGGGAUGA
Messenger RNA from Triticum turgidum subsp. durum (durum wheat), 1545 nucleotides. The record is from the annotation of a GenBank genome assembly. Lineage: Eukaryota; Viridiplantae; Streptophyta; Magnoliopsida; Poales; Poaceae.